This is a messenger RNA of Paramecium sonneborni, 1145 nucleotides long. NCBI's taxonomy places the organism in Eukaryota, Ciliophora, Oligohymenophorea, Peniculida, Parameciidae. The record is from the annotation of a GenBank genome assembly.
AUGAAGUGCAUUGAGUUCCUGAUAUACAAGCAUUACAAUUUUGGGAACAAACAACACAAGUAGUAUUUUAUAAAUAAUUGCCGAUUUAGCAUUCAGAACAAUUAGUGGAUUAAACUGAGCAUAGUUUGCACUUUUAAUCACAUUAUAUGCAAGUUUAUCCUUCAAGAUAAUAUCCAUUUUCACAAGAUGAGCAAUUCGUGUUUCCUGAUGCAUUGCAAUUAAUGCAUGGUGAUUAGCAAGGUAAACAAUUAUUCGAUUCUAAAUAGUAUUUAUUUUAACAAGAUUAGCAGUUGGAUAGUGAAGUACAUUUUAAGCAGGGACUUACACAAUUUGUGCAAGUUGACCCAUUCAAGUAAUAAAAAUUUACACAGGAUUAACAAUUAGUUGAGGUGCCAGAACAUGAUGUACAUGUACUAUCACAACCUUGGCAUUAAUUAUCAGUGCUGUUGUAAUAAUAACCAUUUUCACAAGUACAAUUUGAACAAGCUAUUAUAAAGUUGAGAUACUAAAUUACUUGCACAUAUUUUGUUUUCAUCAACUACAUACCCAGAUUCGCAACUCAAACAUUCCCCUGUUCCAUCAGCACAUGUUACACAAUGUUGAUUGCAUUGAGUACAGGUUUCAUUUAUUAGGUAGUAUCCAAUAGUGCAAGAUGUACAAGUAGUUGCUUAGUCAACACANCAAACAUACUGUAUCAUAUACCUAACAAUAUAUUUAUUUUUCUAUUAUUUAAAUUAUUAUGUUACCACAGCAAAUUUAAUUAUUUAAUUAGUAACCAGAUUAACAUUGGUUACACUUUACAAUAUUGUCAUCACAAUUUUUGCAUCCUUAUAUGCAAGCUAUAAUUAGUUGAAAUAUCAAACUUAUGCACUAAUCAACUCCUAAUGUUUAGCCCUCUACACAUUUUUCACAUUAAUUUAUCUGGGAAUUACAAGACCUACAAUUUGUGUCACUGCAUGGUACUAAGCAUAUACCUUUCAAAAUAGUCUCUAAGACGAUCCAUAUAAAAAUUUAAUUUUUUAUCAUUUAUAUUAAUUUAAUUAAUGAUUUAUUUCAAGAAUAGUUUUGCUUAAAUUCUUAUAUUGUCAAUAAAAUUCAUGAGAUUUUUUCUAUUACUUAAGUAUUUGGUUUAAACAUAAAGAUGA